AUGGGUGCCAAAAAAGAAAAGGGUUUGUGGACGUAAACAUGCGCUGGGACUUGCCACAUGCGCAAACCCGUGGCCGUACCAUGCCCAGCAUUCCAACGCCCAUGUAAGCGAUGUUGCGCGAGGCAGAUGUCACGUAGUUCACGUAUAGGACGUUGUGAUGUUUCAAAAACAACAGCGGGACACAGAGAUGCCUUCGUCGUCGUCCUUAAAAAACACGGUGAAUUUGGGAAACAGUAUCAUCGGCGUCAGCAUACUUGCAAUGCCGUACUGUUUCCAAGAGUGUGGAAUCAUCCUGAGUUCGUUGCUGCUGCUGGCCAGCGGAUUACUCACGAGAAUUACUAGCCAUCUUCUGUUGAAGUCAGCCAUUGCGACACGCAGAAGAAAUUAUGAGUUUCUCGCAUUUCAUACGUUUGGACCCACGGGAAAGCUAUUGGUAGAGAUCGGGAUCUUGGGUUUUCUUCUUGGUUCCUGCAUAGCUUUCUUCGUGGUGGUCGGUGACUUGGGUCCACCACUGGUUGCACAGUUCCUUCUAGUCGAGCCUUCCCCGCGACUCCGUACGGGCGUCCUCGUGUUGCUUGGCACCUGCGUGGGCCUCCCCUUGGGCCUCCUACGCAACCUCGACAGCCUUACCAGCUUCAGUAUCAUGUCGUUGGUCUUCUAUGUCUUCCUUAUACUAAAGAUCUUCUCCGAGUCAUUCUCGGUGCUCUGGUCGGGUGACUGGUGGAGCCGCGUCGUCCUCUGGAAGCCGGAGAACCUUCUCUCAGUGUUGCCCAUAUUUGCGAUGGCCCUCUCCUGCCAGCCGCAACUAUUCGAAAUAUUUGACACCGUGAAUGAGCCGUCCCUCAAGCGGAUGAACUCUGUGGUGAACAGGGCUGUUCAACUCUGCUCUUCAGUUUACUUCAUGAUGGGGUUCUUCGGGUACGUGGCCUUCUGCGGCGGAGGUCCCAUUCCCGGGAAUGUCCUUGUGCGGGUGAGCCCGUCCCUCCUGUCCCAGGUGAUCAAAUUGGGCUUCGUAGCGACUCUGGUGGUGAGCUUCCCCCUCUGCCUGUUUCCCUGCAGGACGAGCCUCCACUCUUUGCUCUUCAAGAGGGGCAGCAAACAUCUCGAGCCGAGCCACAUUCCUGUAGGGCAGUUCCGUGCCCUGACCGUCCUCCUGGUGGGGGUGACGGUCUCCUGCGCCGUCCUGUUCCCCGAUGUGGAGGUUGUGCUGGCGUUGACGGGAUCGAGCAUCGGCAGCCUCAUCUGCAUCGUCAUGCCGGCCCUCAUAUUUGCUCGACUCACCUCGCGCGAAACAAAUGAGCGAUUACUGGCACAGUGUCUCUGCUGUCUGGGCAUUUUCUUGAUGGUGACAUGUACACUGACGACUCUUCACUCAAUGUCAAGCACCCCACAGCGACCUGCCUUGGGGCGUUCUGUUGCAGUCGUUAGCACCAUGAGUCCGAUGAAGGUCGUAACACCGGCUGCAGUUGCAGUUGUCAGUGCACCAGCACAGGAGCCAGCACAAGUACAAAAGAGGGUGGAGCCGCCAGAGCCGCAGGAGCCGCGGGAACCUAAACCAGUACUAGUCAGUCCAAAGGUUAUAAAAGCGAGCCCAGUUGUCAAAGUGCAGAAAGAGGGCUUGGACCCGGAAGCACUCAAAAAAGAAGAUAGGGAAAUAGAAGAAAGCGUCAGGAAGAAAACAGGAAAGCCGGUGGUGGAGAAGCAAGAAAGCCUUCUGGAGAAGAUUGCGGAGGAACAGAAGGAACAGAAAAAGAUCCUUGAAGACUUGCAGAAAAAACUGAAAGAAGAGCUCUUGAAACAUGAAAAGAAAGCAGAGGAGAAACCCGAGAAAAUAAUUCCGCCUGCUGUGAUUCCUGCACAUCCUCCUGUUCAGGUUCCUCCGCAAGUUCCUGCACAUGUUCCACAGCAAGCACCUGCUCAGGCCCCUGCACAAGCCCAACCUCAAGUUCCUGCACAUGCUCCUGUACAAGUUCUUCCACAGGCUCCUGCACAAGCUCCUGUACAAGUUCCUCCACAGGCUCCUGCACAAGCUCCUGUACAAGUUCUUCCACAGGCUCCUACACAAGCUCCUGCACAGGUUCUUCGUCAGGCUCCUGUACAAGCACCUGUACAAGUUCUACCACAGGCUCCAGCACAAGCACCUGCACAGGUCCUUCAUCAGGCUCCUGCGCAAGCACCUGCACAGGUUCUACAUCAGGCUCCUGCACAAGCACCUGUACAGGUUCUUCAUCAGGCUCCUGCUCAAGUACCAGCCCAGGUCCUUGCUCAGGUUCCUCCUUCCAAUAAGAGUUCUAAAAUCCCUGCACACUUCCCUAUUGUGAAGGCAAGUUCUGCACUGCCACCUCCUGAAAUGAGGAAGGAGCAGCCUCACAUAGAUGAACCUGCUCCCAAACCCAAAGAACCUGUGUCACGUGAUAAUGUAAUACUGCCAGAGAAAAGGGUGGAGCCCAUAGCCGCAAGAAUGGUGAAGGAUAUCGAGGACAAUCCUCCAGUGGCAAAGCGUGGUGCGGAAAGAAAUAGGACUGAUGGUGGAAUAAACCAAAGUGCCCAACCGUUGGUUCUAGAAAAACAUGAAAUUCGUUAGUUUUGUACCCGUUCAAUUUUUAUAUUUUAUAUAUUUUGACAAAAUAAAUAAAUGAUGUCACA
Molecule: messenger RNA, 2646 nt
Organism: Ornithodoros turicata
Lineage: Eukaryota; Metazoa; Arthropoda; Arachnida; Ixodida; Argasidae
Product: solute carrier family 38 member 10-like
Exons: 14
Coding region: 158-2584 (808 amino acids)
Biological process (GO): amino acid transmembrane transport
Molecular function (GO): L-amino acid transmembrane transporter activity
Source: RefSeq, a predicted model, not a curated record